Jaculus jaculus (lesser Egyptian jerboa) is the source of this 2106-nucleotide messenger RNA. It is a transcript of the gene Get1, whose product is annotated as guided entry of tail-anchored proteins factor 1. NCBI's taxonomy places the organism in Eukaryota, Metazoa, Chordata, Mammalia, Rodentia, Dipodidae. The record is from RefSeq and is a predicted model, not a curated record. Gene Ontology annotation, biological process: tail-anchored membrane protein insertion into ER membrane. Bases 17 to 541 code for a protein of 174 amino acids. The transcript has 5 exons.
GCGGGGAGCGCGCGGCAUGAGCGCCGCCGAGGCCGACCGCUGGGCGUGGCUGCUGGUGCUCAGCUUCGUGUUCGGGUGCAACGUCCUCCGGAUCCUCCUCCCGUCCUUCUCCUCCUUUGUGUCCAGGGUGCUACAGAAGGAUGCGGAACAGGAGUCGCAGAUGCGGGCAGAGAUCCAGGACAUGAAGCAGGAGCUGUCCACCGUCAACAUGAUGGACGAGUUUGCCAGAUAUGCCAGGCUGGAAAGGAAGAUCAACAAGAUGACGGACAAGCUCAAAACUCACGUGAAAACUCGAACAGCUCAGUUGGCCAAGAUAAAAUGGGUUAUAAGUGUUGCUUUUUACAUAUUGCAAGCAGCCUUAAUGAUCUCGCUCAUUUGGAAGUACUAUUCCGUCCCUGUGGCCGUUGUGCCAAGUAAGUGGAUUACCCCGUUAGACCGCCUGCUGGCUUUUCCUACCAGAGUAACAGGUGGCGUUGGCAUUACCUGUUGGAUUCUUGUCUGUAACAAAGUGGUGGCCCUUCUUCUCCACCCUUUCAGCUGAAGGGACGUGAAUACUUGGGUUAGCUUUAAAAACCAGACACAGAAGUACACAGGUUUUCUUUGGUUGUUGAAUAUGUUUGUUUUGGACUUUAUAUGAGAUUCUUGUAAGAAUCAUGAUUUUCAAUACUCGCUGUUGAGCCACAAGGGUCCGUUUAUGACGUGUGUGUACAACCAACCUGGUUCCAGAUGUGUAAGAAGAGUGGACCACUAUGUAUCGUCUAGUUGCUGGUACUUGUAACUUGUGCUUUCAGCAUAUUUUGGUCCUGUGAUGAGCUGGAAUGUCAGAACUUUCCAAUAUUUGUGCUUAAAAAACAGUGCUGCUGUAAGUCCAUUGUAGAAAGUAACUUAACUUGAAUCCCACUACUGAAUUUGAAUCUUUGCCUUUAAUCUUGGGCAGCCAGACACUGCUUGUGCUUUUCCCUUCUGUGACCUCACUUGUUGGACAGGCUUUUGUGCCUCAUGUAUGAAGUAUGUUAAAACAGUACUACUUAUUGGAACCUCUUAAUUUUUUGUUACAGUAUUUUAUAAAUGUAUCCAUGAGACCAUAAUACACUGUUUUAUGCUUGAAUUGUUUUUUUUUAAGACACUUCAAAUGACAUGUAUUUUUAAAACAUUUAGUAUUUAUGUUCUAUAGGAUGAAAUAAAGUUAAAACAGUGAAGUAGGGGCUGAUUGUGUUAAUCCGAAGGGACAUCUGUUUGACCUAUCAAGUAUAGUUCUGAAGCGCUUCUUCUAGUGAAAGUGUCAUAAUGCUUCCGAGGCCGUCAUCCUUCCAGCCCCAUCUGCUGUGGGCAGUCCUCACUGACAGGUGGCUGGGGGCUUUGGCUCUUAGCUCCAGGGAACCACAGCCCAGAAAAGCCACAUAUUAUUCUAGCACUAGGGUUAGAAAGAUCAUAUCUAUAUUCUCGUGUUUCCUAGUGAUCUAAUGAAUAGCUAGUUAGUGACUAAUUAGUAAUUAUUUUGACUAAUUGUACUGUGAAAAGGCCGUUUCUUUGGCAUUUUGGUUUAUUGAAGACCCCAAAUCCACCAGAGCAGGCUUGAGCUCCAACCUGACUUAGCCAGCGCCAAGGUUACAGUAGUGUAUGUGUUUGUUAAUGUUGGUGCAUGUGCUUUUAAGACUUUUUAAAAUGUGUGUCACAUAGCAUUGGAGGACCUGGAUGCCAGCUUCUGGCAUCCUCCCCUGCAGGAGACAUUGUGGAUGAGAAGCCCGCCUGAGGACUUCGGAGCUGGCCCAGUGGAGCUGCAGAAUCUCUGGUUUCCUCCAUAGCCUUCAGCUCUCAGAGAACUUGCUCCGCGUUCCUUUUUUAGUUUGCUGCAGGCUGGAGUGGCAUGUUGUCCCUGGGCUCCACUUGAAUCCCCAGUGAGAAUAGCAUAUCCCUGCGCAGACCCUUCUGUCUUAGGUGUGUGCUUUCAGACCUCUGCAGGAAAGGAAAGGACAGACCUUGCUGAGGCUGGAGCGCAGAGUCCACAUGCAUAAGAUUGAGAAGGUGUGACAUACCCUUCGGGCUUCUCCUCACUGUAUACCCCGAAAAACCAGAAAUAAAAUAAAUUAAAAAGGGGGGAUAGUA